This is a messenger RNA of Anopheles funestus (African malaria mosquito), 1214 nucleotides long. RefSeq lists its product as uncharacterized. Lineage: Eukaryota; Metazoa; Arthropoda; Insecta; Diptera; Culicidae. The transcript has 2 exons. The coding region runs from base 302 to 934 and encodes 210 amino acids. The record is from RefSeq and is a predicted model, not a curated record.
UUUGAUUAUUGAGGGGUCACUCUUACAUCUUCUCCAUCAAGUGUCUCUUAUGGUUCUUCACACUUGCUAGUGAGUAUCCUACGUGAGUUCCCAAACACAGCGAAAGUUGGUCGAAAUAACUUAGAAUUGUGUCAGAUAUGCUCCAGAUACGUUCACGAAUCUUUUAGCCAAUUAGCACCAGAAAGACAAUUGAAUGAUGAUCGAUUUUGGAAACAGAUUGCAUAGCACUGAUGCUGAAUCGGAGUGACCAUGCAUCAGUCUAACAUUUUCGGGUCUUUCAAGAGCAUCGUAAAAAAUAGUCAUGAAUAGCCGCUUGAUACCAUUGUACGCGAUCGUUUUGUCGUUGCUUCUACUAUCGUCCGUUUUUCACGUCGAAGCAUCAACCGAUGUGCAAGAGUGUCCUGCUAAUCGUGUCCUGUCCCAACGCUCCAAACGCUGGAUAUUAAGCUAUCCCAUCAAUGGUGGUUUUGCAAAGAUGGUGUUUGGGUUUCUGUCCCCGAUACGGUUCCACCAUACAUUGCCACGUAGUUGCAAUUUGUCGCUCAACAUUCAGGCCAACUAUCGCAUCCUGCCCAACAUCAUCUAUCCGCGGCCAGAAUCGAUAUUCAAAAAUCGAGGCAAUAGUGAGUACACUGACACAAGCCGAAAGCAGUUCUAUGUGCUGGUGGAGAAAAUGUUAACGAGCUGGAACCGUAAUGGCCGUAGCUGUCUGUUGCGUACGAUCUGUGAGGUUGCGGAAACGUCGUUGCGACACAACGGAUUGGUUGGAGAACUGUUUGAAGUAGUUUUCACACCGCAUGAAACAGAUCAACUGGACAGUGAAUAUACGAUGGCACGUAAAUAUGGUGCGAAUGGCGUGGAUUGCAUGAGGAUGUACGCAGAAUGUCCUCUUGGGCAUGGUUUGCUCGAUACCAUCAGUGCUAUUCAAAUCUAAUAAAAGGGGUGUUGUGAAGCAACAUUUAAAUAUAAUCAUAAACAGGAUUAAAUAGUACCACAUUGUACUUAUAUGUUUUUAUGCAUAAUAGUUUAAUAGUUUUUUAAGAAUAACUGUGAAUAUGUAGAAAACGAAAGAUUUGGAGAACAUAACAUUUCUUUUAUUGUACUGUCGAAAGAGUUAUUUAAAAGUUGGUUAUAAAUAAAACAAACCGAAUUGAGUAAAAAGUGUAUUGAUAAAGAUAGAUCAACAGAGAGAUCGAAAGCAAUGAUCUCAAUGA